Molecule: messenger RNA, 1401 nt
Organism: Microthlaspi erraticum
Lineage: Eukaryota; Viridiplantae; Streptophyta; Magnoliopsida; Brassicales; Brassicaceae
Source: the annotation of a GenBank genome assembly
AUGUGGCUAGCCCUGGGUGACAAAAACACAAGCUACUUUCACGCUGUAACAAAGGGAAGGAAAGCAAUCAAUAAAUUCUCCGUGAUGGAAGAUGAAGAUCAGAACGUGGCUCUCAAGCCCUGUAUCUCAGAUGACGUGAACUCGCAUCUGACAUCUAUCCCGACACCAGACGAGAUCAAACAGGCAUGCUUUGCAAUCCACCCAGAUAAGGCUCCAGGACCUGAUGGUUUCUCAGCUGGAUUCUUCCAAGCAAACUGGGAUACGGUCUCUAGUAAAAUCAUCACCGAGAUACAGAGCUUCUUCACGACGGGGAUCCUGCCAAAGAACAUCAAUGCGACGCAUGUGAGGCUCAUUCCAAAAGUCACAAGUCCAAAGAAAGUAGCGGACUAUAGACCAAUAGCGCUGUGCAACGUCUACUUCAAAAUGAUAUCCAAGAUUCUUACCCUGAGGUUACAGCCGGUUCUCAAUGGCAUGAUUUCAGAGAAUCAAUCUGCUUUUGUCCCACAACGAGCUAUAUCAGACAAUGUGCUCAUCACACACGAGACUCUACACUACCUGAAGACAUCAAAAGCAAAGAAACAAGUGUAUAUGGCAGUGAAGUCAGAUAUGACAAAGGCUUACGAUAGAAUAGAGUGGGAGUUUGUUCGCCUAGUACUAGAGAGACUUGGAUUCCAUCCCAAAUGGAUCCAAUGGGUGAUGCAGUGUUUAACAACAGUCUCUUACACGUACCUCAUUAAUGGAUCAGCGCAAGGGGCAGUUACUCCGACUAGAGGCAUCCGCCAGGGAGACCCCCUAUCACCAUAUAUCUUCAUCUUGUGUAGCGAGGUCCUCUCCGGACUGUGUAAUAGAGCACAAGUGGAAGGAAGAUUGCCUGGGAUUCGUGUAUCCAAACGAAGCCCCAUAGUGAACCACCUGUUGUUCGCUGACGAUACAAUGAUAUUCUGUAAAGCUGACCCAAAGAGUUGCAAAGAACUACUCUCCAUCCUCCGGAAGUAUGAGGAAGCUUCGGGACAAAAAAUAAAUCGACAGAAGUCAGCAAUAACGUUUUCAUCGAAGACCGACCAAGCAGUGAGGCAACAAGUCAAAAAUGCUCUAGAGAUACAACAAGAAGGAGGAAACGGGAAAUAUUUAGGCUUGCCUGAACACUUUGGAAGGCGAAAGAAAGAUCUAUUUAGCCAAAUAGUGGACAGAGUCAAGCAGAAAGCUCAGAGCUGGUCCACAAGAAGAUUGUCACCUGCGGGAAAACUAACAAUGCUAAAGUCAGUUCUAGCUGCAAUGCCAACGUAUACAAUGACAUGCUUCAAGUUCCCAGUCUCGCUAACUAAGCGUAUACAGUCAGCCCUAACUAGAUUCUGGUGGGAUGGCAACGACGAGACGAAGAAAAUGUGCUGGAUCUCAUGA